Molecule: messenger RNA, 3105 nt
Organism: Enhydra lutris kenyoni (northern sea otter)
Lineage: Eukaryota; Metazoa; Chordata; Mammalia; Carnivora; Mustelidae
Product: ZFP69 zinc finger protein
Exons: 6
Coding region: 1061-2644 (527 amino acids)
Biological process (GO): regulation of transcription by RNA polymerase II
Molecular function (GO): DNA-binding transcription factor activity; RNA polymerase II cis-regulatory region sequence-specific DNA binding
Source: RefSeq, a predicted model, not a curated record
CUUGCGGCUGCGUCCCGGAUCACAGCAGCGUCCAGGGCCAAGCUGCUGAGGCUUCGCGGGGCCGCAGCCUCUGUCCCGGGGAGACACGGCCGGGAGCAGUGAGGAGGGCCAGCUUCCAAAUGAUGCUUGGAAAGUUUCCCCACUUGGUAACUAGACGUUUACUUUUAUGUAUUCGGGGCAGGAUAUUUCCACGUGCUCCAGCCUGCGGGAUGCAGCUACUUUCUGUGCAUCGAGCAGGCGCAGCUUGGGGCCGGGUAGGGGGGGGCCCGUAAGCUACGUACCCUUCCUCACAAACUUCAAAAAGUUGGGCCGGCUCCCUUUGCUCGGAACUCGGACUGUACGUGGGGAGCCAAAUGUGCUGGACCAGGUCGCUGCGGAGGCACCUGCUCGAACCCCAGGGCGUUGGUUGGGGUGAUAGAUUUGAGUUGUUUCCAGAUUUUCCUGUUACAAACAGUUCUGCAGUAGUCCUCAUGAUACUCAGCAUACUGUACUUCCUCCGUCUGAACACAUCCUCCUCCCCCAUUUUAACAUCUCUGAAACCAGGAGGCAUCUUACCAGGCAGAAGAUGCAUGCAACUCACAAAGAGGGACGUCAAGGCAGCGUCUACGCUUGUAUGUGCAUAUGGAACUGGGAGACAGCCGCAUCCAAGAGCAUUGAUCAUACUUAUUCCCACAUUGAUGCCAAAUCUUUGUUUUUGGAUCUUUUGCAGUUUGAAAUAUAUUUUUGCAUGUUCUGGAGUUCUGACUGUGUGUUGGGUGCUUCUGGAUUCCUCUUCUGCCUUUUGCUCCUCUAGAAGAAUAUAGAGGCAUGCACUCAAACCUACUCAAAUGGCUGCCUCCCAGGGUGGCUGUACUUAAUCUAAGAGAGAAGUCAGUUUUUCAGAGUUAAAGUCACCUGAGCCUCUAGGAGCCCCCAACCUCUGGUGCCACAGGGACACGCCAAAGUUCCGAGGGCAGGAGAUUGUGCUCAGAGGAGACGACACACCUGUGAAGCCUUUCAAUAGAGGUUCUGGCGGUUUUUCUCACCAGAAGUGGACAAGCUCUGUUGGGUGGGCACCAUCAUGCUACAGCAGCUCCUGAUCACCCUGCCCACGGAGGCCAGCACCUGGGUGAAGCUGCGCCAUCCAAAGAAGACCAAGGAGGGGGCGCCCUUGUGGGAGGACGUGACUAAGAUGUUUGAAGGAGAAGCGCUGCUAUCUCAGGAUGCUGAUGAGACCCAGGAAGAAAGUUUGAAGGAUGAAGUCAUGUCUAGGUCCCGAGCAGCAGAAUCCCAGGAACUGUUGACCUUUAAGGACAUAUCCGUGGACUUCACCCAGGAGGAAUGGGGACAACUGCCCCUUGCUCACCGGAAUCUGUACCGGGAGGUGAUGCUGGAGAACUAUGGGAACUUGGUCUCAGUGGCAGGAUAUCAACUUUCCAAACCUAGUGUGAUAUCCCAGUUGGAGAAAGGACAAGAACCAUGGAUGACAGAGAAAGAAGUCCCAGAAGAUCCCAGUUCCGGUGAGACUCAGACAGACUUGAGGACUAAAACAGAAACUGAUGCAUCAACUGCAAAGAACAUUUUACAGGAACAGUUUUAUCAUGGCAUUAUGAUGGAAGGGUUCCUGAGAGAUGAUGGCAUUUAUUCCACACUGAGAAAAGUCUCUAAAUAUGAUAGUGACUUAGAAAGGCACCAGGAAGCCCAUGGGAGAGAUGUAAGACAAGCCAUCCUGACCCACAAGAAGAGUGGCCAAGAAACUAACAAAUUUGGGGAAAAUAUUGUUAGUUCAAACGUUAUUAUAGAGCAGAGGCACCGUAAAUGUGAUACACCUAGAAAGAGGAACAAAUACAAGUUAGACCUGAUCAAUCAUCCAAGUUACAUAAGAACAAAAACCUAUGAAUGUAACAUAUGUGAAAAAAACUUCAAACAACCCAUUCAUCUCACUGAACACAUGAGAAUUCAUACUGGUGAAAAGCCUUUCAGGUGUAAGGAGUGUGGAAGGGCCUUCAGUCAAAGUGCAUCCCUGACUACGCACCAGAGGAUCCAUACUGGCGAGAAACCCUUUGAAUGUGAAGAAUGUGGCAAAGCCUUCCGACAUCGCUCAUCUCUUAAUCAGCAUCACAGAACUCACACUGGAGAGAAACCCUACGUGUGUGAUAAAUGUCAGAAAGCUUUCAGCCAGAACAUCAGCUUGAUCCAGCAUCUGAGAACUCAUUCUGGAGAGAAACCUUUUACGUGCAAUGAGUGUGGGAAAACCUUCCGGCAGGUCAGGCACCUUAGUGAACACAUAAGAAUUCACACUGGGGAGAAGCCCUACGCGUGCACCGCGUGUUGUAAAACCUUUAGUCAUAGAGCGUAUCUAACACAUCACCAGAGAAUCCAUACUGGGGAGAGACCCUAUAAAUGCAAGGAAUGUGGAAAAGCCUUUAGGCAGAGGAUACACCUUAGCAACCAUAAAACUGUUCAUACAGGAGUGAAAGCAUAUGAAUGCAGCCGCUGUGGAAAAGCCUACCGGCAUGAUUCCUCCUUUAAGAAACAUCAGAGACACCACACUGGAGAAAAACCUUAUGAAUGUAAUGAGUGUGGAAAAGCCUUCAGCUACAACUCAUCACUUAGCCGACACCAUGAGAUACACAGGAGGAAUGCCUUUCGAAAUAACGUGUGAGAGUCGAUUACUCAACAUGAGAACAAAAGCCAGCUCUAAAUCAAUGAUUCUGUGUUUUUAAAUUCCAGGAUUCUGAAUUUGAGUAAUUGGUAUCAUGAUGCCAGCUUUUAAUUUUGCCCAUUAUGUAAAUAAACAGUACACCAAUAACUACUAUCUACUAACACCUCCAGACAAAAUACUUAAUCAAGAAUAAAGGAUGGUCCUUCAAAUUAAAUUCAGCAUUAUGGAGAGUGCACACUUAAUUGUUAUCUUUCUGAUUUCAUGGUGGAUCAGUUGUUCUCCAUGGCCAUUCACUGAUUUAUAGACUAACAAUUGGGAUGAACUGUUGAAAAUGUCACCACCCCUAUUUUUUAAGUAAACUUUUAUUUUUUCAAUGGGGAAACUUAAAAAUGGGGUAAGGCUCAAAAGGCAUAGACAGUCAUAUAAGGGAAGUCCUUUUCCUACAUCCCCAAAUUUUUUAU